UUGCGGGAGGCAUUCGCGUCCCCGCUCCCGCCGAGGAUACACUACUACUACUAUCUCAGGGUCAGCCGUUGAGGAGGGCAGCGGGGGUCCGAGGGAGGGGGGAAGAUGCACACGACGCAGAAGGACACCACCUACACCAAGAUCUUCGUCGGGGGUCUGCCGUACCACACCACCGACUCCAGCCUCCGCAAGUACUUCGAGGUCUUCGGGGAGAUCGAGGAAGCCGUGGUCAUCACCGACCGGCAGACGGGCAAGUCGCGGGGAUACGGCUUCGUGACGAUGGCUGACCGAGCUGCUGCUGAAAGGGCCUGCAAGGAUCCUAAUCCAAUCAUCGAUGGCAGAAAGGCAAAUGUGAACCUAGCAUACCUAGGAGCAAAACCAAGGAUAAUGCAGCCAGGUUUUGCCUUUGGUGUUCAGCAGCUCCAUCCAGCAUUAAUACAGAGGCCUUUUGGGAUCCCGGCUCACUAUGUCUAUCCACAGGCCUUUGUGCAACCAGGAGUAGUUAUUCCACAUGUCCAGCCUACAGCAGCUACUGCCUCCACCACACCUUACCUUGACUACACUGGAGCUGCCUAUGCUCAGUAUUCAGCUGCUGCCGCUGCCGCUGCCGCCGCUGCAGCCUAUGACCAGUAUCCCUAUGCAGCAUCUCCAGCUGCUGCAGGAUAUGUCACUGCUGGCGGUUAUGGCUAUGCAGUCCAGCAACCCAUCACUGCAGCAGCACCUGGGACGGCUGCAGCAGCUGCGGCUGCUUUUGGCCAAUACCAGCCACAACAGCUGCAAACAGAUCGUAUGCAAUAGCAAGUGGACCUGUGAAGAAAGUUUUUCUUUCUUAUUCUUUGUAGAUUUUCACCUUCCAGCCUUCCAAUAGAAAUAGUUUUAAAAGAGGCAAUUAACCAUAACUAAUCCAGCUUUACGGAAAGCUACAAUGCAAUAUAGUAUUAUAGAAAAAUACAAAUGCCACUGUUUUUGUUACAGUAUACAUCCAUCUCAUGAGUGGUAUUGUGGGGUGGGUAUUGUAAGAGUUCAUAAUAUCAGUCCAGCCAUCCUUCUAUCACGAAAGGAUGACAGAAGUAACAAAAAGGAGCUUAUAUCUUUAAAACACGUACACAGAGAGUGAGAGUAGACAAUGUAUUUUACAAUAUCAGGGAAAAAAGUCCAGGUGAGCAAUACGUAGCCUGUAUCAAGUUGAAGAUUACUAUUAUUUAAAUGUUGAGAGCACUGACUGUCUUUUGCUACUUUUCAUUAUGGCCUAUAGAACUUUGAAGAGUAAGAAAAUGUUUUCUGACGAUCUCAUAAUAGGCAUCGAACAAACUAAGGAACGUGGCCUUUGGGGGGAAAGGGUGGACAGGCACCAAAGUUAUUUUCUCAUCUGUCUUCUAUGAAUGGGACUAUGGAGCAAGUGGUGUGGAAUUAAUGUGUGCAACAGCUGUACAGACAAUCAAUAACACAGACCGUUCUGGAAAGAACACAUCACUUGUCCUCGUUUGAUGAGCUUGUCACAUUCUAAUCCCUCUCCCCAUCCUGUUUCACUUUUAGGAAACUUUGACUGCUGGUGUCAGCUAUUCUGAUUCUGAAAUAGGAUCAGCUUUUUACUACAACAGCCUUCUCUUUUUAUUUAUUGUAUCUAUUCAUGGCUUGCGAAUAAAGGCAGGAAGAAAUUUGCUGAAUUUAAACCUUUAAGAACUGUGGUAAGGGAAUUUUUUAAAAAUGAUUUGUAUACAAUUUAAUACCUAUUUAAAAUAUUUAUUUGCAAAAGAGGUCUUUUUCAUGAAAUAGCUUGUUGAGAUUGCAGUUCUUCAAGGGUUAAUACUAUGUGGGUUAUAUUGUGCCUUAAUGUAAUGCUAUUUAAAGAUAUAUAUUUAUUUUGAAAGUUGUACUAUGCUGCGCUCAAAAGAAAACAACAUUGGAUGUGAAACUGUAAAAUUAUGUAUUCAUCUCAUGGUAUAAGUUAUUUUGUAGGUUUAGUAGUAAUAUAUAAAAUAUUAACCUAAUCAACUAAGGAUGCUGACAUGAGUUUAUUUAAAUUCAGUAAGUACACCCUUUUGUAAGGGUGCUUUUAAAAUACUUUUUAAAAAGGGUUUGAUCUUAAAAAUGCUACUUUCAUGAUUUUCCCACUAUCUCCUUAACUGUUAAUCUGCUUUCAUGAAAGAAACCUGUAUUCAUUUUCAGAAGAACUUCCCUAAAAAAAGGGAAAUGGUAAAGGAUUGGGCCAUAAAACUCCACACACUUGCUCAGGAAUAAGGUCUGAUUAAUACGCUUCUGUUGUCUGUGCGGAACCACUUCUGUGUGGUCUGGUCACACACCUCACCAAUAAUGUCUGCAGUUGAGAACCCUAUGAAUCGGAUAUGUUAUGUGGGAAAUGACCACAUGAUUUGUCAGGUUUGUGUGGCUCCUAUUUAUAGGCAGCACUGGUACCACAUGGGACUCUAGCAACAGAAACAGUUCCUGUGCCACAACAGUAACAUUUAAUUGGGCCACUGAUCUUGAUGUGACUUCAUUCCAACCAGAUAUACAGAAGAUUGGGUCUGAUGUGCCAGUUUUAAUUUUGACACACACAGAAAUCACAUAAAAUUAUUAUGCGUUCACGGUAGAAUGUCAGUAUUUUCUCCUACCGCAAACGUGGCUAGUUUUUCAUUUUCAUCUCUGUAUAAACCAACUAUUAUUCCUUUGCUAGGAAACGCUGCUUUACAUUGUCCUGUGAAACUGCAAUAACUUGCAAUUUUUAUUCUUGACCUUAAAAGGAAUUUAAUAUUUUACACUAUUGGAAUCUUUUUAUACUUGAACAAUUUUCAUACAAGGGAAGACAGGAUAGCAUUUUUAUGGACUUUAUCCAAUGUCACUGGAUUUACUUUGAAUAUUAGCCAGUGUUAUAGAAGGUAGAUAACAUGAUUGACAUGUUAUUUAUUAUGUAUAUUGCUUUAUAAUGUUUCAAAUCUUCUAACCUAUACUCUUGUAUUAAAAAACAAUAAAAUAUUAUUGAAUCCAACACA
This is a messenger RNA of Sceloporus undulatus (fence lizard), 2990 nucleotides long. It is a transcript of the gene RBM24, whose product is annotated as RNA binding motif protein 24. Bases 106 to 798 code for a protein of 230 amino acids. The record is from RefSeq and is a predicted model, not a curated record. Gene Ontology annotation, molecular function: mRNA 3'-UTR binding. The transcript has 4 exons. Lineage: Eukaryota; Metazoa; Chordata; Lepidosauria; Squamata; Phrynosomatidae. Gene Ontology annotation, cellular component: cytosol.